UUUUUACAUUGUAGUGUAAGCGACGACUUGCUUGUAAGCUAAAGUCUACCUAAAAGCAAAACAUUUUUCUUGCUUUAAUAGAAUGACCCAAAUUCCAUUCUUUUGAAGAAAAGUAGAAAACAAGUAAAAAAAAAUGGUUGCUGUAUUCAACAAAGAUCUUUUGAGUUGGUACCUCAUUACCCUCAAGCUCAAAGAAACUGUUGAUGCUGGACUUCAAAAUACUCCUACUACUCCUACUCCUACUCCAACCACCAGCAGAUCCAUUAGUUUUCCAGAAUUUCCCCUGCAACAACAACGACAACUGUUGCAAAAAGAAGAGUAUCACCCAGUUGAUUCUUUGAAAAUUACCCUCGAGGAAAAUGUUCAUAAUGUAGAGGAAGGUCCAAAAACACCAGAAUCCGAAUGGGUAAUUAGCAUUAAGGACAAAUUAGAACAAGCUAAGCAAGAUAAUGAUGCUGGAUCAUGGGCUAAACUUUCUAUUUACAGAGUCCCUUUAAGCCUAAGAAGAGAUGAUGAUAAAGCUUACAUACCUCAAAUUGUCUCUUUAGGUCCUUAUCACCAUGGCAGAAAGCGCCUCCGGAAUAUGGAUCGCCAUAAAUGGCGAGCUGUUCUCCAAAUCCUUAAGCGGACAGAUCAGGAAAUUAAAAUGUAUAUUGAUGCUGUGAGUGAGCUCGAAGAGAAAGCACGCGCCUGUUAUGAAGGGACAAUUGCAAUGAACAGCAAUGAGUUUGUUGAAAUGAUGGUUCUGGAUAGCUGCUUCGUUCUCGAGCUGUUUCGUGGUGUUGCUGGUGGAUUCAAGCAUCUUGGUUAUGCGAGGAACGACCCGAUUUUCGCAAUGAGGGGAUCGAUGCAUUCGAUUCAGAGAGAUAUGAUCAUGAUUGAGAAUCAAAUUCCGUUAUUUAUCCUUGAUCGAUUGUAUGGGAUUCAAUCUGAUAUGCCUGAUGAGAAAGGUAUUGUAGCUAGGUUAGCUCUGAGGUUUUUUGAUCCAUUGAUGCCAACUGAUGAGCCAUUGACGAAGAGUGACUUGACCAAAUUGGAGUCAUCAAUGGGACGUUCUGCUGCUUUUGAUCCAUUGGCGGACCUUGCUGGACUUCAUUGCCUCGAUGUUUUCAGGAGGAGCCUUUUGCAGACAGGGCCUAAGCCAACACCUAGGACGUGGAUCAAGCGUUGGUCACAUUCGAGUCGGGUGGCAGACAAACGCAGGCAGCAAAUGAUUCAUAGUGUUUCAGAGCUGAAAGAAGCUGGGGUUAAGUUCAAGAAAAGGAAGACUGAUAGGUUCUGGGAUGUAAAAUUUAAGAAUGGAAUCCUCAAAAUGCCUCGGCUUUUAAUUCAUGAUGGUACAAAGUCACUUUUCCUCAACCUGAUUGCUUUUGAGCAGUGCCAUCUUGACUGCACCAAUGACAUAACUUCGUACGUAAUUUUCUUGGACAACUUGAUCGAUUCGCCAGAGGAUGUUAAGUACCUCCAUUACUGUGGAAUAAUUGAGCAUUGGCUUGGCAAUGAUGCUGAAGUUGCUGACCUUUUCAAUCGGCUUUGUCAAGAGGUUGUUUUUGACGUCAAUGACAGUUACCUUUCACAGUUAUCCCAGCAAAUUAACCGGUACUACGACCACAGGUGGAAUGCUUGGCGUGCUACUUUAAGGCAUAAGUAUUUCAACAACCCAUGGGCAAUCAUCUCCUUUGCUGCUGCUGUUAUUUUGAUACUCUUCACCUUUGCACAAACGUUUUAUGGAGUCUAUGGCUACUACAGACCACCUCAAUAGUUUUCACUCAAUUCUCCAGAUUGAUUUUCACAAUUCGUAAACAAUAGUCAAUAUACAUUGUGCCAAGAUGCUGGGCGACAACCGCCUAGCUACACCGGCAUUUGAAUUAUUAUUUCCUUUUUUUGGUGCUUUUACAUCGACUGGUCGAUGGAAAGCCAGGAGAGUUCUUUUUCUUUCUCAUUUUUUUUGGCACGGUCUUCGGUAGACCGUGCUCAAAAUACAAGUUGAUACGCACUUGUAAUUGUGAAGAAUGCUCAAAUGAUAUGUCAAACUGAAUUUUUCAAAGAAAUUACAUGUGGAACAUUGUUGAUCUCACUAAUUAUUGUUUACCAACUA
This is a messenger RNA of Solanum stenotomum, 2098 nucleotides long. RefSeq names its product UPF0481 protein At3g47200. Lineage: Eukaryota; Viridiplantae; Streptophyta; Magnoliopsida; Solanales; Solanaceae. The transcript is spliced from 2 exons. The coding region runs from base 134 to 1762 and encodes 542 amino acids. The record is from RefSeq and is a predicted model, not a curated record.